AUGGAGGACCAGGCGGCCACCCUCCUCGCGGCCCUGAAGAAGCCCUCCACCGCUGUGGACACCAAGCUCGCCCUUUUCAACAACCUCAAGUCCAACAUCAAGCACCUCCGCGUCCCCGAAGCCGCCCAGGCCCCCAUCCUCGAGUGCAUCAAGCUCGCUAUCACAGCCUCCACCUCGGCGGCCCUCGUUUCGACCGGUUUCUCAACCCUCGGCCACCUUAUCAAGCGAUUGGUGCUGCAGGAUCAGACGUCCAUCAUCACAUCGCAGAGCGGCCGCAUCCUCCCUUUACUCCUCGAUAAAUUGGGCGAUCCACGCGAGAGCCAUCGCAACGCCUCGUCGCAGCUCCUGGCCGACCUCUGGCCCUUGUGCCAUGCCGACGUGGAGAAUCUGAUGCGAGACACGGCCAUGAAGGGGAGCAAUCCACGCGCUAAGGAGAUGUCCAUGGAAUGGGUCGUCAAGAUGAAUAAGACGGAGGCUCUGCCGUUCCGCAGCUUCGUCCCUGGAAUCGUCGCAAAUUUAGAAGAUGGGGAUGGCAUCGUGAGAGACACCGCCAAGAACGCCGUGGUCGAGCUCUUCAAGACUGCGCCAGAACACGCCAAGUCCGACUUGAAGAAGCAACUUGUCGCAUUCAACGUCCGGAAAUCCAUCACGUCGUAUAUCGUAGCUCACCUUGGCGGCACUGCCCCUUCUGAAGACCUAACAACGUCGGCGAUAUCUAUAUCGACAACAUCGGCUGAUACAAAUGCUGGCUUUGCUGACAGCAUGAUAUCGGAGGCCCCUCCACCCAUGGAAAUCGUGCCAAUGGAUCCGAUAUACGUUCACACCCAGAGAGACCUCGAUGACAUAUUCCGGGAAAUGGCGCCACAUUUCGAAGGGAGAGAGUCAGAAGGAAACUGGCUACCUCGUGACAAGGACACUCUGAAGCUCCGUCGAAUCACCAAGGGCAAUGCUCCGUCCGAAUUUCACAUUGCGUUCGUGACGAACAUCAAAUCGCUGUUGGACGGCAUUCUGAAGGUCGCUAACUCGCUGCGUACGACCAUGUCAACCAAUGGUUGUAUGUUGAUUCAGGAGUUGGCUAAGACACUUGGACCUGCUCUAGACCCGUCGACCGAGAUUCUCCUGCAAAGCUUCGUCAAGAUGUGCGCGGCUACGAAGAAAAUCGCCGCCGACAACGGCAACACUACGGUCGAUGCCAUUCUCCAAAACGUAUCAUACAACAGCAGACUGCUACAGCAUGUAGCUUUCGCGGCUGCGGACAAGAACGUGCAACCUCGCAUAUACUCCGCCAACUGGAUCAAAACAAUGAUCAAGAGGCACAAAUCACAUAUAGAGCACUCAGGUGGUCUGGAUCAGCUGGACAAGAUAAUUAAAAAGGGCCUUGCGGAUGCCAAUCCGAAAGUCCGAGAAGGCAUGCGGGCAGCAUACUGGACGUUUGCCCCUGUCUGGCCUAAGAAGGCUGAAGCUAUUAUGGCAGACCUUGAUCCCAAGCAAAAGGGUCUCCUCGAAAACGCCCCUAGCAAUCCCAAUGGCCCACCAAAAGCUACCGCUAGCGCCCCAAGCUCCUUUUCGAAGUCAGUCGGAGCUAGUGGACCUAGACAAACUCUCAAAGAGAAGAUCGCAGAGCAGAAGAGAGAGCGACUAGCAAAACAGAUGCCCGAGCGUCCAAGCUCCGCUCAGGCAACCUUUUCUCCUAUGAAGACGGCUAAAUCGACUUCCAAUCUUCGCAUAGUUUCUACAGCUUCAAACACACCCCAUUCGGUCAGGCCACCUUCUGCUAUGUCUGGGAGCACUGCUUCAAGAUCAGGAUUAGGAACUUCGUCUAGCACAACGGCGUCGGGUGCCCUCAUGGCUGCACCGAUGCGUCGACCGCGGAAACCGGAAAUAGCCAGACCAGCAACAGCGGAUCCGUAUCACCGCCGAACAGGGAAGAACGUGACACCUUCGAUGACUCCUGAGAAGACCCCCGCUACGAAGAAAUCAGUUGCAACAACAAAGAGCACGAUUCGCCCCAGGACGGGAACCGGACCAGAGCGUCCAAGCCCGAAUAUCAGUCCCAUUAGGAGCAAGUCACGUCUGGAGCAACUUUCUAGUCACCGAAGGACGCCGAGCGGGGAUAGCACUCGCACAGCUAGUCCAGCUGGGAGUCCAUCGAAGGAUGAGGAGCUGACCAUGGUGAUGCCCCGAGGAAAAGUCCUGGUAGGCGGUGGUGAAUCUCAAGCUAUACCGUUCCGAAAGCGAGCAGGAUUGGAGAAGACAAUGUCUGUGGAUAGCGGCAUUCCUCACGCAGCAGAUGAAGAUGGCUUCACAAUGGUCAUCCCUAGUAUGUCUCUGCCGCAGCCCUCAGGACAGCCGGCACACCAACGCAGUCCUCCGAAGUCAGCAUCCAAAUUAGGGCUUGGAAGUCCCCGAGUUAUAGGGGGCUUGGACAAGACACCUGCCCUUGGGUUGUUAGGCAGUCCCCGACUCCGUUCGCCAGAUCGCACAUAUGGACAGGCCGGCGGUGAUGCGCAAGCAGACGAGGUUCAGGUGUAUGAAGACCCGUUCGUAGGCGAUGAGCCUAGUGCGACAUCUACAGACCCUGAGAAGCCUGUAUUGGAGGAGCUCCCACUAAAUGAGAAGAAAGUCGAGCGACGAUCGAGCAGCGAUAGUGUUGAGAGUGCUACAAUGAUGGGGGAUGGAGCUGCCAGAGAUGAUGAGCCAUCGCGAGGACAUCACAAAACCACAAGCACUGGCAGUGUCAUGCUCACAAAUGGCAACGACUCACAGGUCACCCAAGACCGCGCCGACGUUCUUAAGAAUCGCAGGCUGCUGGCUAGUGGCAUCGAACGAAUUCGGGCCAAAACCCUCGAUGCUCAUGGCUUCCGCCGGCUUCAAGAUCUAGUGAAGAACGAUCAAGAUAUCUGGGGUUCGGAUGGCGAGAGAUUUGGGGAUCUCCUCUUGGCUCUACUGGACUAUCUCGAGGCUCCUAACGAUUCUCUAAAGGCUCCACCAGGCAAGGCACCCAACCUCAAAGUGCAGGUGUUGGCGACGAUCCGUGCAAUGCUUGCACUUUAUCGCAAGGAGACCGCAGUCUACUAUUCCCGCGCUCUCUGCGCCAUUCUCCAGACCCGAUCACACUACGAUUCGGCGUCUCACAUCGCCUCCGACCUGGAGCACACGGCCAAUGAGAUUGUCCGAUACGGACAGACCAGCGACAGCUUGAAUGCUGUUCUGGAUCUAAUUGAGUCCUCUUCCCCUUCUUUCGCACGUGACACGCCAUCUCCAGCCUCCUCCGCUGCCUCAUCUCCCACCCCGCCCAAGGGCGCUGCAGUUCCAAACCGUACGACAACAAUGGGCCUCAGCGUGCUCGCACAACUCCUCCAGGUGGCACAAGCAAAGAACGUUACAAUCACGAAUGUACAAACCCAGCGCCUCGGUCGGCUGGCAGUUCGAUUCCUCGAUGAUACCGACCCGGAUGUGCGGAAGGCGGACUUGGAGUUCUGCAUCUCCCUGCAUGAGCGGAUCGGAGGCGAAAAGGACGUGUUCUGGAAGGCGGUCGCUGGCGCCCGCGAGCAGCAUCUGAACUUGAUCACGUACUUCCUUGCUCGGCGGGGUAAGGCUUAA
Messenger RNA from Mytilinidion resinicola, 3603 nucleotides. Its product is annotated as HEAT repeat-containing protein. Gene Ontology annotation, cellular component: spindle microtubule; microtubule organizing center; mitotic spindle. The transcript is spliced from 4 exons. Gene Ontology annotation, molecular function: microtubule binding. Bases 1 to 3603 code for a protein of 1200 amino acids. Lineage: Eukaryota; Fungi; Ascomycota; Dothideomycetes; Mytilinidiales; Mytilinidiaceae. Gene Ontology annotation, biological process: mitotic spindle assembly; astral microtubule depolymerization. The record is from RefSeq and is a predicted model, not a curated record.